AUGAUCCCGCUUAGAUCUUUGAGCUGUUUCCUGUUUAUUUUCGGGUUUCUGUACAGAGCUAGUUUGGUUUCUGCUGGAGACAUAGUUCACCACGAUGACUCUCUUCCGAAGAGACCGGGUUGCAACAACAACUUUGUACUGGUGAAAGUGCCAACAAGAGUGGAUGGGGUAGAACAAAUGGAGUAUGUAGGGGUUGGAGCUAGGUUUGGCCCAACCUUGGAAUCAAAGGAGAAGCAUGCUACCCUCAUUAAACUUGCUAUUGCAGAUCCUCCUGAUUGUUGCAGCACUCCCAAAAACAAGCUUACUGGAGAGGUCAUUCUGGUUCACCGUGGUAAUUGCAGUUUUACCACCAAAACAAAGGUAGCUGAAGCAGCUGGUGCCUCUGCCAUCCUUAUUAUAAACAACAGUACAGAUCUUUUCAAGAUGGUCUGCGAGAAGGGUGAAAAUGUGUUAGAUAUAACUAUUCCUGUUGUUAUGCUACCCGUUGAUGCUGGUAUCAGUCUGGAGAAUACCGUUGGCAGUAACUCCACUGUUACUUUGCAGCUCUACUCGCCCAAACGUCCAGCAGUUGAUGUGGCUGAGGUCUUUCUGUGGCUUAUGGCUGUUGGUACCAUUUUAUGUGCUUCCUAUUGGUCUGCGUGGACCACCAAGGAAGAAGCUAUUGAGCAAGAUAAGCUGCUAAAGGAUGGAUCAGAUGAACUUUUGCAGCUAUCAACCACGAGCUCUAGAGGUGUUGUGGAGAUCACCGUGUUAUCAGCAAUUCUGUUUGUAGUGGUGGCUUCUUGUUUCCUCAUCAUGCUCUACAAGCUUAUGUCAUUCUGGUUUAUAGAAGUGCUGGUGGUACUCUUUUGCAUUGGUGGCGUAGAGGGGCUGCAAACCUGUUUGGUCGCUUUUCUCUCAUGUUUCAGAUGGUUUCGGCGCAUUGGGGAAUCAUAUGUAAAAGUUCCAGUGCUGGGAGCUGUCUCAUACUUGACGCUGGCCGUUUGUCCCUUUUGCAUAGCAUUUGCUGUUAUCUGGGCAGUUUUCCGUCGUCGUGUCUCUUAUUCUUGGAUAGGGCAAGAUAUCCUUGGAAUCUCGCUGAUAAUCACAGUUCUUCAAAUUGUCCGCGUACCAAAUCUCAAGGUUGGAGUUGUUCUUCUCAGCUGCGCCUUCAUGUAUGACAUCUUCUGGGUUUUUGUUUCAAAAUGGUGGUUCCGUGAAAGCGUCAUGAUUGUGGUAGCCCGUGGUGACAAAAGUGGAGAAGACGGCAUCCCAAUGCUGCUAAAGAUCCCACGUAUGUUUGAUCCUUGGGGUGGCUACAGCAUUAUUGGAUUUGGAGAUAUCAUCUUACCAGGACUGCUUGUAACUUUUGCACUGAGAUACGACUGGCUGGCGAACAAGAGGCUCAAGUCGGGAUACUUCCUCGGGACAAUGUCUGCUUAUGGCCUAGGUCUUCUGAUAACAUACAUUGCACUAAACUUGAUGGAUGGACACGGACAACCAGCUUUGCUUUACAUCGUCCCGUUCAUACUUGGUACAUUGAUAGUGUUAGGUCACAAGAGAGGUGACCUGAAGACACUAUGGACAACAGGAGAACCGGAGAGGCCAUAGAAGCAGACGACGAGAUCUCCCUCAUCGGCAUUUAGGAUGAAUAAAGUAACGGGAGAUGCAGAAAAGGCAGCAUUCCUCGAGGGUCUGGUAGUGACAUUGAAGGAGCGAAUGCACACUGAUGUUCUUGUUAAACCUGGUGACGAAGGUCCUCCCAUUCCCACUCACAAAGCCGUUCUGGCGGCAAGAUCAAAGGUGUUCAGGAACAUGCUAGAUUCGGAUGAAUGCAAGACCUCAACAGAGGAAUCAAUCACUCUCCUGGAUAUGAGCCACGACGAACUCAAGUUUCUUCUUGAGUUCCUCUACAGCGGCAACUUGAAAGCUCCGUACAGCCAAUACCGAGCGCUCUAUCUGGCUGCAGAUAAAUAUGACAUCUUGUAUCUCCAAGACCUCUGCCGAAACCAUUUCAUCGCAACUCUGAGCUCGAGGAACGUCCUUGACAUCCUGGAGCUCGCAAGUAUCCCUAAUGAUACAAUCUUGAAAGACGCGGCGGUGGAUCAUGUCGUUAAACAUAUGGAAGAAGUGGUUGUUCCGAUGAAAUACGAGACCUUUGUGCAGAGGAACCCUGAUCUAAGCGUUAAGAUCACUAGGGCCUUUCUAAGAGAGACCAAUGCUAACAAAGCCAAAGAUCAUAAAGCGAAAGAAGACCAAAGCUAA
This is a messenger RNA of Microthlaspi erraticum, 2244 nucleotides long. The record is from the annotation of a GenBank genome assembly. Lineage: Eukaryota; Viridiplantae; Streptophyta; Magnoliopsida; Brassicales; Brassicaceae.